GAAGCACCUGUCCAUCUCUGCGCUGUGACGAGCUCGCGGGUCAGCUAGAGUCGCGUCUCCUUCAAGCUCACAUUCAUUUUAUGUCUUCACUGGCUUCGUGCUGAAGUGAAUAUUUGUGACAUAAGGAAAUUCCGACGUUAAAGACAUCGAGGCUCAAGUUGUCCUUGGCCAAUGCGGACUCGAGGCAGGAUGCAGCUGAACAUAUGGCGGAACAACAACUGACAGAGCGUCUGUCUGAUGUGAAAAAUCCAGAGGGUGUUUCCACUCGCAGCUUGUCAGCCCGGGCCCAAAAUGAUCUCAGGAAAACAUUUCAAGGCUCAUGAAGUGAGCUGCUGCAUCAAGUAUUUCAUCUUUGGAUUCAACAUCAUCUUCUGGUUCCUUGGAGUGGCAUUCCUAGCCAUUGGUUUAUGGGCAUGGAGCGAAAAGGGUGUCCUCUCCAACAUUUCGUCCAUCACCGACCUGGGGGGCUUUGACCCUGUGUGGCUUUUCCUAGUUGUGGGAGGUGUAAUGUUCAUACUGGGAUUUGCUGGUUGCAUCGGAGCACUGCGGGAAAACUCCUUCUUGUUAAAAUUUUUUUCCGUGUUUUUGGGAAUUAUCUUUUUUCUGGAGCUGACUGCUGGAGUCCUAGCAUUUGUUUUCAAAGACUGGAUCAAGGACCAGCUGAACUUUUUCAUCAAUAACAACAUCCGUGCCUACAGAGAUGACAUUGAUUUACAAAACCUGAUUGACUUCACCCAAGAAUAUUGGGAGUGUUGUGGAGCAUUUGGGGCUGACGACUGGAAUUUAAACAUUUAUUUCAACUGCACGGAUUCCAACCCAAGUCGGGAGAAGUGUGGAGUGCCCUUUUCCUGUUGCACCAAAGAUCCAGCGGAAGAUGUCAUCAACACACAGUGUGGAUAUGAUAUCCGAGCCAAAACUGACGCUGAGCAGAGGACCUUCAUCUAUAUCAAAGGCUGUGUGCCUCAGUUUGAGAAGUGGCUUCAGGAAAACUUGACGGUGGUGGCAGGGAUCUUUAUUGGAAUAGCAUUAUUGCAGAUAUUUGGGAUUUGUUUAGCGCAAAACCUUGUCAGUGAUAUUGAAGCUGUCCGGGAAAGUUGUUUGUUCACCUGAAGCUGCAGUGGAUAUCCAAAGGCAUGAAAGAUGCACAAGGACACUUCACUUUGGAUUCCAGCGAGAAAGGGACUCAAGUGACUGAAUGCGUCCAAAAAAACAGCAUUGUUUACAGGUACACAUAAAUGCAGAGUUUAUACUGAAGAAAAUGUAGUCAGUGUUAUAUCAAAUCGGGAGAGAACAACUCUUUGCUCAAAUGAGUGGUGAGCCUCCAACAUGUGUUGAGGGAGUGGCAUGUGGAUCUAACCAAUCACCGUGAAGUGUAAAGAAGACGUAGAGAGCAGGCGCCUAUUCAUGGGUUUCAAGCUAUGGCAACUGCCUUCACGGUCAUGGCAAUUAAGCAAUUCAAUUCAAAAUAUUAUAUCUUUUUGAACUGGGAAAGAUCCACACCGGGAAGGAAUUGUUUGUCUGAAUCCCAUGAAUAAGGCAAUAGCUCAUAAAUCGUGAGUAGUGUACAUGAAUCAAAAUUGUGAUCUUAUUGUGCCAUAUCCCCACCUGUAAAUCAGAUUUGUCUAAUUGAAGUUAAGCAAACACAGACUCUUUGUCAUGAUGCAGAAAUUAUAACAAUGUAUUGAAUUGUAAUGUUUUUAUGCUUUAUUGUUAAUGCACAACUGCAGUUUUGAUUACUGCAUGUGAGGGUCGUUGGAGAGAAAAGUGGUUCUGACAAUGCACUGCAUGCCUUUGGUCUACCACUAGGACUUUGGCUUACUGUAUUUUAUUUUAUUAUUUUUUUUAAGUUGGAUGAAUGGGCUCGUGUGCAAUUUGUGGGAGAGCCUAUUUACAGAUUGUGUAAAAUAAUUUGACAAAAUAUUAUAAACAACGUGAUUAAGGAUUAAAUGCACUUUAUUUUAACGUAGAAGACACAAAUGUUCUAGUCACUGAUAGUUUUACAGGCAGCCACUGGGGGGAGUAGUUUCAAAUUUUUCAAAGUUAUCUUGAGCUACUAAGUUGUUUAUUCCCCCAUGGUCUCCUUCAAAAUGGUUUCAGUAACUGCAUUUAUAUUUGCACACUGUUCACUGUUAUUCAUUGUCCAUAUUAUUUUACCCUUAAAUGAAGUUACAGCUACGUUACAUAUUUCCACGUGGACAAACAGUGAAGAAGAAUUCAGUGCUGACAGUUACACUACCAAUAAGGGCUCUUCUAUGCUCUUCUGGAAAUUGUAAAGAAUUUCUAUUUUAUGUUUUAUGUUUAUUAAUGUUAGGACAAACCUGUGCUUUGAUCAAACGAGCAUUUUGACAGUGGUGCUUGGCUUAAUGGCCAUUGGCUGCUUGUCCGCAACAUUUCACCAGCUUUCUCUGAAUUGCCAAAACACAUAUGUAUUAUAUUAAGGAGACUGUAUGUACUCUACGCUCUUAUGAUAAUCACAAAUGAACCUGGGUUGCCAGAGUCUUAACCUGCAGAUAGAGGACACUAGCACUGAUCAUUGGCUGCAGGUGAUGGGAUUUACAAAGUGAGGAUCAGAUCAGCGAAAGGCCUUUUUUUAGGUUUAAACCAACUGGCAACCCAAAUGAGAGGCAUGUGUGAGACUCAUUCUGCUUUCUGAUUGGAUAAUCAUCUUGAGAACCAAAAUACCAAAUUAUAACAUAAAUAAAUGGGACGUCAUGCCCAGUGAUUUUUUUAAUUAAGAAGAAAUAAAAAACAAAAGCUAUUUGGACAUUUACCUUUAUAACUGAGAACACAGAUGGAUCACAUUUAUGAAAUUUUACUUUAAGAUUUUGUAUAAAAAUAAUUUAAUUUCAAAUGGAAAGGCUCAUAAAUUAAGAAGACCAGUGACAUCGUACCGUCUGUUAUUACCACUCAUACUGUGGUCAAGGUUAUGAUUGUUUCCACUUUAAUUUACAAACAUGUAAAUAUUUGGACUGUGACUAGUUGUAAAUAUGUAAGACAAUAAAUGUGCAUCUUUGUUAAUGUCCAUA
Messenger RNA from Periophthalmus magnuspinnatus, 3026 nucleotides. RefSeq names its product tetraspanin-5. The record is from RefSeq and is a predicted model, not a curated record. Lineage: Eukaryota; Metazoa; Chordata; Actinopteri; Gobiiformes; Gobiidae. Gene Ontology annotation, cellular component: membrane. Bases 292 to 1110 code for a protein of 272 amino acids. The transcript is spliced from 10 exons. Gene Ontology annotation, biological process: regulation of vascular endothelial growth factor signaling pathway; protein localization to plasma membrane; protein maturation.